This is a messenger RNA of Cololabis saira (Pacific saury), 3028 nucleotides long. RefSeq names its product chondroitin sulfate N-acetylgalactosaminyltransferase 1a (gene csgalnact1a). Gene Ontology annotation, cellular component: Golgi cisterna membrane. Gene Ontology annotation, molecular function: glucuronosyl-N-acetylgalactosaminyl-proteoglycan 4-beta-N-acetylgalactosaminyltransferase activity. Lineage: Eukaryota; Metazoa; Chordata; Actinopteri; Beloniformes; Belonidae. The transcript is spliced from 8 exons. Bases 628 to 2418 code for a protein of 596 amino acids. The record is from RefSeq and is a predicted model, not a curated record.
AGACGCUCACAGCGGCUUCUGGUCGCUCCGGGAGCGACUGUGGAGCGAUGCAAGGCUGCAGGAAGAGUCCGCCACACCGGGACGCAACAAAACCUGCUCCCACAAUGGACUAACGACUGCUGGACCCAAAGGAAAACACCAUGAAACACCAGCGCUGAGCAGGAGGAUCUGUUUUCUCAUUGAAAUGCCACAUUUUUCCCACAUGCAUCAGCCAGCGUCGGCCGGGCUCAUGUGGCCGAACGUCCAGUCAUUCCACGGCGCGCGCGGGCAGACGGGAGGACGACAAUGUGGACUGACUGAGAGAGUCAGAGCAAACACAGACGGAUGAGUCACGAGUGAGUGACAGAUGAUGUAACGAUGUCUGAAACGGACUCCUUAAGCAGACCGUGAUGUGAACUGGACCAAGAGAAAGUGUUUUUUAGUCACAGGCUUUUUCUUUCAUUUAUGCUUCCUCUGACAAAACAAGUUACACUCUGAGGCGGUUGAAAAGCAGAACAAAUGACCUCACGUUGAUAAGUAGCCUUGCCUCCUCGCUGGGUGAUGGAACAUAAUCGCUUAUGGGCUCUUAUCGUCGAGUCUGGCCUGUGUGAGGUUACAUGAUAUUUCCGUGUGCAUGUGUGAGUUUGGAUGCUUCAUGCAGUGAUGUUGCGACGUGGACUGCUAACCUGGGUGUCCCGCGUCGGGGGCAUCCUGGUUUUCCUCUGCUGCUCCCUGUCCCUCCUCUACGUGAUGACGUGCAGCCCGCCGCACUCUGACGACCUUCUGCUGAGUCGUGUUUUGCCCCAUCCUGGAUCCAACCACCCCAAACUAGGAGGUACGGGGCCGGUGAUCGGUGCGGCGGCCGGUGGGACGGGAGGAGCCAGUGCCGCCGCCGCUGCCCAAAGCGGUGGUCCGCCGGGAGUCGGCAAUUACCAGGCGCUCCUGCAAGAGCGCGAGGAGCAGCACCGCCUCUACAUCUCCUCGUUGAAGAAGCAGAUAGCUCAGCUGAAAGAGGACUUGCAGGAGCGCAGCCAGCAGCUGAAAAGCGUGCAGGAGAGCCUGAAAAGAGCCACGGGGCCGGGGGGGCCGGUGGAGGGGCAGGAACGGGGCACGGAAUCACACGGAGCGGGACUCGGAGAAGUGCAAGGGUCCAAGAGCCAGCAAUCUGACCUCCAGGACUUCCUGAAGGGUCAACUGUCGAAGGCCGAAGUGACGGCCGGCACCAGGUUGCCGAGCGAAUACGCCGUGGUGCCCUUUGAGAGCUUCACCUUGCAAAAGGUGUUCCAACUGGAGAUGGGGCUCACGCGGCAUCCUGAGGAGAAGCCUGUGAGGAAGGACAAGAGAGAUGAGUUGGCAGAGGUGCUGGAAAUGGCCUUGCGCAGCCUGAACACGCCCUCGUCCCAGCAGGACGGCCAGGGUGCAGCAGAGAAGACUGAAACAAGAAAGAUCUAUGCGCCGUCGGACUUCAUAGAAGGUAUCGCUCGCACAGAGAAAGACAAAGGAACGCUGUACCAGCUAACGUUCAGAGGGGAUGCAAGCAAUGAAUUCAAGCGGCUUGUGCUCUUCCGGCCCUUCGGACCCCUGAUGAAGGUGAAGCACGAGAGGGUGGACACGGCCAACGUCCCCAUCAACAUCGUCGUCCCGCUGUCUGGACGCACGGACAAGUUCAAGCAGUUCAUGCACAACUUCAGGGAAGUGUGCGUGCGUCAGGACGGCCGGGUGCAUCUGACUGUGGUGUAUUUUGGGAAGGAGCAGAUGAGCGAAGUCCGCAGCACUCUGGAGAACACGUCCAGGGAGCUGAAUUUUAAGAACUACACCUUGCUGCAGAUAGAUGAGGAGUUUUCUCGAGGACGGGGUCUGGACGUCGGGGCCCGGGCUUGGAAGGGAGGCAACGUGCUGCUUUUUUUCUGCGACGUUGACAUCUACUUCACGGCCGACUUCCUGAACACCUGCCGACUCAACACACAGGCUGGAAAGAAGGUGUUCUACCCCGUGUUAUUCAGCCAGUACAACCCCACGCUGAUCUACGGCGGUCCUGAUCACAUCCCACCUGUGGAGCAACAGCUGGUGAUCAAAAAAGACACAGGCUUCUGGAGAGAUUUCGGCUUUGGCAUGACUUGCCAGUACAGAUCCGACUUCAUCAACAUUGGGGGCUUUGACAUCGAUAUCAAAGGCUGGGGUGGCGAAGACGUCCACCUCUACAGGAAGUACCUCCACAGCAACCUGCUGGUCGUCCGCGCCCCGUCACGCGGCCUGUUCCACCUGUGGCACGCCAAGCACUGCGCCGACGAGCUCCCUCCAGACCAGUACCGCAUGUGCAUGCAGUCCAAGGCCAUGAACGAGGCCUCGCACGGCCAGCUGGGGAUGCUCUUCUUCAGACACGAGAUUGAAGCUCACCUCCGCAAACAGAAACAACAGCAAAGCCCCAAGAAGACAUGAGCACUCGAGGCUGUUUGAAUGUUAAUGACUGUCAGGACCUGCAUCCGGUGAAAACAGCGCAAGUGAGUUCAGCCAAGCUGGACUGCAUCAUCCUUAAAUGAAUGUGAAACAUGCCUGUCUUUACUUUCCCUGCGGAGAGGACGAUUCAAAGGACUCUGUUUCGUGUUUUACAGUAAAGAUAAAGAGUCGUAACAAAGGGAAAAGGAAGGAGAAGCCCGUCUCUGUAAAAUGUUGAAAUGCAAGAGAAAAUGUUUCAAAAAAUGCCUUGGUGUGGCAAAUAUCUGAGCCAUACGGAAGACAAAGUAGAGACAUGACUCUUGGUUUAGAUUGAGCCCCCAAAAUAAGAAGAAAUAGAUUAAUUUUGUCUCUAUGGAAGAGUCAUCUUAGCCAUUUCCCUGCGUCUAUAGUUGCUACUAGGGCUGUUCGAUUUUGCCCAAAAAUAAAAUCUCGAUUUUUUUCUCUCAAAAUCCGAUUUUCGAUUACGAUUAUUUUGUGAAUUGACAAAAGGCAAAGAAAUGAUUUCAAAUAUGCUGUUUUUUUAUUGAACAUUUGCCCCAUUGGGCUUUAAGUGCAAACUUUGCUCUUAUUAAACCAAAAAUGAAUGAAUAAA